Messenger RNA from Tachyglossus aculeatus (Australian echidna), 1219 nucleotides. RefSeq names its product Aly/REF export factor (gene ALYREF). The transcript has 6 exons. Lineage: Eukaryota; Metazoa; Chordata; Mammalia; Monotremata; Tachyglossidae. The record is from RefSeq and is a predicted model, not a curated record. Gene Ontology annotation, cellular component: nucleus. Gene Ontology annotation, molecular function: mRNA binding. Bases 9 to 839 code for a protein of 276 amino acids. Gene Ontology annotation, biological process: mRNA export from nucleus.
CUCCCGCCAUGGCGGACAAGAUGGACAUGUCCCUGGACGACAUCAUCAAGCUGAACCGGAGCCAGCGGGGCCGCGGCGGCGGCGGAGGAGGAGGCGGAGGAGGGGGCGGCCGGGGCCGGGGCCGGGCCGGGGCCCGAGGGGCGCAGGCGGCGGCGGCGGGCGGCCGGACGGGCCGCGGAGGAGGAGGAGGAGGCGGAGGAGCGGCGGCGGCGGGCCCCAUCCGGAACAGGGCCGCCAUGGCCCGCGGGGGGACCGGACCCGCAGGGAGAAACCGGCCCGCGCCCUACAGCCGGCCCAAGCAGCUCCCGGACAAAUGGCAGCACGAUCUGUUCGACAGCGGGUUCGGAGCGGGCGGCGGAGGCGGCGUGGAGACCGGCGGGAAGCUCCUCGUCUCCAACCUCGACUUCGGGGUGUCCGACGCUGACAUCCAGGAGCUGUUCGCCGAGUUCGGCACGCUGAAGAAGGCGGCGGUCCACUACGACCGGUCCGGCCGCAGCCUGGGCACGGCGGACGUGCACUUCGAGCGGAAGGCGGACGCCCUGAAGGCCAUGAAGCAGUACAACGGGGUGCCCCUGGACGGUCGCCCCAUGAACAUCCAGCUGGUCACGUCCCAGAUCGACACGCAGCGGAGACCCGUGCAGAGCGUCACCAGGGGCGGCAUGAUCCGAAACCGCGGCGGGGCCGGAGCCUUCGGCGGCGGAGGGGGCGCCCGGAGAGGCAGCCGCGGCGGGGCCCGGGGCCGGGGCCGGGGGGCCGGCCGGACGUCCAAACAGCAGCUCUCGGCAGAAGAACUAGACGCACAGUUGGAUGCUUACAAUGCCAGGAUGGACACCAGUUAAGCCGUCCCGCCCCGCCCCGCCCGCGCGGAUCCGACUCCAGACGCCUCAUUCCACGCUCCCAGGCGGGAGGGACGGGGGGACUCGUCCGAGGGGGGGGGGGGGAUUUGGUUCCUUUUACGUUUUGAGAUAGGUUUUAAAACUCAUGUAAAGGUUUCGUUUGGUUUUGGUUUUUUUCCCCCUUUUGUUUCUUGGUUUUUGUUUUGGUUUUUCUCCUCGUUUGGUUCUCUUUUUUUUAUCUUUUUUUUUUUUAAUUUUUAAUUCCGAAACAGACCUGUUUUGUACCGAGUUAUUUUUGGGAUAAAUUUUACCCGUUACCGUUGUGGAGAAGGUGGCGUUUUCACCUUUGCCAUAAUAAAAUAGAAACGUGUGUAGGAUCUUCA